AUCUCGUCGCUGUCCCGUAUGGUUGAGUUUUUGUAACUUGAAGCAGAGAAACGGUCCGUGAGGCUUCAGGGAAGAACAAAGCCGGAUUUCUUUGUUGAAGUUCUGUCCGCCCUUGUGAGCUGAAAGACUGGAAACAGGAUGAAAUAUUUCACUCGACCGAAAGUCAAGCGUGUGUAUAAGUGGCGUGGCGAGCCACUAAGCUUCAACAGGAGGCUAAAAACAUACGAAUAUGGCUCUAUUGGAAUCAGUGAGGAGGGUCUCUUGAGAACUACUGUCAUCAGCACAGGCCAGCACAUCCUCAUUGAGGGGUACGAUGAAGAUAACCCAUAUGUGGCCAAAGUCAUCAGGCUGUUUGGUGAUGAGAAUGGGGAGCAGAUGAAGGCGAUAGUUCAGUGGUUCAUGCAGGUGUCUGAAGUGCCCGUGAGCAAGCUGAAGUUGCUUGGCAGAGAGCCCCAUCCACAUGAAAUCUUCUACUAUGACUGUCACAGUUGUGAUAACGAGGUCAACGUUGAGUCAAUUCUUAGGCCUGUGAAGGUGAAACACCUGGACAUUGAUGCCCCAUUCCCCGACUCCACUGACAAAGAUACUCUGUAUGUGAAGUUGUCCUGGGAUUCAAAGGCCUUCAGAGUGGUGAACUCCACUCUGGUAGAGUCCUUUGCUGAUGCAGCUCCUGCUUCUUCACCUCCUCUCCAUCUUAAACCCUCCCAACCAAUGUCACCUACAUGCUGCCUGUCUGCAGUCACCCCCACAGGCCCCUCUCGGCGUGCCCUACCCACACUGGAACCCACCGUUAUGCAGAGUGCAUCAUUAGGGGACGUUAGAUGCAGGAGAGCCACCAUGAGUGCAGGUAAAGCUGCUAAUGUUGAAGCUGAGUCACUUCACUCAGCCACCAAACUGUCGGCCUCAAAAUGCCUCAGUGCCAAGAGGAGGAAUGUGGUGGCCAGGACACCUGGAGUCUGUAAGAGACUGGAGCUCAGCAGUCCAGAGAAGUUGAGGACUAGUGAGAAAGUCCUGAGUCAGCUGCUGGAUGGAGAGCUGGAAUCAAAGGUGACUCUGGCUCACAGGCCUACUUCCUCUCGUGCUCAUCGUCUGCCCCGCACCCACAGCCUCACACCCCUCAGGAAGGACCACAGACUCACCAGCGCUCAGGGUGGUGUCCCCUUAAAGAACUCAUCCGUCUUCCUCAACAUGUUGUCCCUCUCUGAGUUGGACAGCCAUCUGUCACCGACCAAGGGUGACUCCACGAGAGCUACAACUGAAUCCCAAAAGAGAGAACCAGCGACCACUAAGGAGCCAGCCCUCGGUGUUUUACAAAACCAAAAACUACAGGUUGCUCCUCUUACACCGUCUGUAUGCUGUGUGGAGAGGGCUGAGAUGGAGAAUGAAAACUCUCCCGUGCCGCCGGUCACUGAAACACCGAGGAGCUCUAAGAGGAAAUCAGCCAUGCUGGUAUCACUGCGCAUCAGGAAACAGCUGAAUCUUCUGGACAACCAGCAGGAUCUGAACUCAUCUGGAGAGGAUGAGGAUGAGUUUGUUCCAUCCAACACUGAGCUGCAGAGCAGCAGUGACGAGGAGAAUGAGGAUGAGGGUGGGCUGGACAAUGAUGAGGUGACAGCGAAAAAGUGCCGAUUUGCUGCAGCUGGUUCUCGAACUCCUCGUUCAAGGCAGAAACCUCACUCCUCGACUAGAACACCACUAAAGACUCCUGCCAAGAAGAUCACACAGGGAACACCACGAACCACCUGUCAUGCCACACCCAGCAUCCCCAGCAGGUCCCUGCAGACUCAACAGCCUGCUAACAUCCUGGAGGAGGCUCGAGCCAAGCUCCAUGUGUCUUCUGUGCCAGAGUCUCUGCCCUGCAGGGAGCAGGAGUUUCAGGACAUCUACAGCUUCGUGGAAAGCAAGAUCAUUGACAGCACAGGAGGGUGCAUGUACAUCUCAGGUGUGCCAGGAACUGGAAAGACAGCAACAGUUCACGAGGUGAUUCGCUGUCUGCAGCACGCGGCCAACAUGGAUGAAAUCCCUCCUUUCCACUUCAUUGAGAUCAACGGGAUGAAAAUGACGGACCCUCACCAGGCCUACGUUCAAAUCCUUCAGAAACUGACUGGUCAGAAAGCCACAGCCGACCAUGCAGCAGCUCUGCUGGAAAAGAGAUUCAGCAACCUGGCACACAGGAAGGAGACCACUGUGCUGCUGGUGGAUGAAUUGGACCUGCUGUGGACGAGGAAGCAGAAUGUGUUGUACAACCUGUUCGAAUGGCCCACACGGCGUCACACUCGCCUUGUCGUGCUAACCAUCGCCAACACCAUGGAUCUGCCCGAGAGAAUCAUGAUCAACAGAGUGGCAAGUAGACUGGGUUUGACCAGGAUGUCAUUCCAGCCGUACACCUUCAGGCAGCUGCUGCAGAUCAUCAUGUCCAGGUUGAACAAGAUGAGGGCCUUUGAGGAGGAUGCUCUACAGUUGGUGUCCAGGAAGGUGGCUGCUUUGUCUGGCGAUGCUCGCCGAUGUUUGGAUAUCUGUCGGCGGGCAACAGAGAUCUGUGAGCAAUCAGCUUCUGAUCCUAAUUCCACAGGAUUGGUGGGAAUGAGUCACAUGAUGGAAGCGCUGAAUGAAAUGUUUUCCUCUCCCUACGUCACCGCCAUCAAAUGUGCAUCAACACAGGAGCAGUUCUUCCUCAGGGCUGUCAUUGCUGAGUUUAGGCGGCUAGGAGUGGAGGAGGCAACUUUCCAACAGGUGUUCGUGCAGCACCAGGCUCUGUGUCGUGUUGAGGGUCUCCAAUCUAUCAGUGUGUCAGAGGGCUUGGCUGUGUGUCAGCGUCUGGGAGCCUGCAGGUUACUGCUGCUGGAGACCAGUUGCCUAGGAGUCCUGCAGCGCGUCCGCCUCAACGUCAGCCAGGAUGACAUCUUGUAUGCCUUGAAAGCCAACUGAAGGAAGAGGCUCUUCACACGAAUGAAACUAACCCUGUCAGAAACUUGAUCCUCCAUCCACAGAUUUGGGUUAUGAGCUGACUUCUUACAGGACUUCUUACAGAGUUUGUGGACUUUAAUUACUGCAUAUGUUGAUGACUUGAACUAAUACAGAAGCCACACCCAGUUAUUAGUAUUUCAAAACUAAAUUGAUUUUUCCUCUAAAUUUCUGCACAGGCUUUUGUCUUGUUUUAGAUCUUUUUAUGGUAAAUUUUGUAAUUUCCCCAGUUUUAUUGGAAAAUUUUCUUCCCUGAUUGGUGUUGUCUUAAAGUUGUCCUAUUUUUAUGUUUCAGUCCUUGAGUACCCAAUAAAACUCUUUAAUUGAA
Molecule: messenger RNA, 3292 nt
Organism: Archocentrus centrarchus (flier cichlid)
Lineage: Eukaryota; Metazoa; Chordata; Actinopteri; Cichliformes; Cichlidae
Gene: orc1
Product: origin recognition complex, subunit 1
Exons: 17
Coding region: 139-2928 (929 amino acids)
Biological process (GO): mitotic DNA replication checkpoint signaling; DNA replication initiation
Cellular component (GO): nuclear origin of replication recognition complex
Molecular function (GO): ATP hydrolysis activity; chromatin binding; ATP binding
Source: RefSeq, a predicted model, not a curated record